Paramecium primaurelia is the source of this 1129-nucleotide messenger RNA. The record is from the annotation of a GenBank genome assembly. NCBI's taxonomy places the organism in Eukaryota, Ciliophora, Oligohymenophorea, Peniculida, Parameciidae.
AUGGAAUUUACUUUUGAUAAUUCUAAAAUGCAUCAACUCUCUAAUAAUUAGUUAAUUUAAAAAGAAGAAAUUUCAUUCCAAAAAAAGAAUAUAAUUAUAAAAAAUUUAAUCACCCAAGCAAUAAAAUUUUAAGUCUACAAAAAGUUUCUUCCAAUCUAAACCAUCUAUUAAGGUUUCUUAUAAACAAUAAAUAUUAAUUGUAUCACAACCAACGAAUAGCUCAAUAGUUAUACCAAUCAGAAGUUCCAUCAAUAGAAUUCAUUAACCAAAAAUUAGCUUAGAAAUAGAUAAUAAAUCAAUAGAGUUGCUCCAAGAGUUAGCUAAUAGUUAAUUAAAUAAAAAUUCCCAAAAAAAGAGAAGAACACAAAAAGCAGUUGAAUGCACAAUAUCUAUUUAACAUUUUUUUAAUAGGAUAGAAAAUUAUAUGAUUUAAGAAUAGAUUGGAUAAGGUAGCUAUGGGAUUAUUAAAGUUGGCAUAAAUUUAUUAAAUGGAUAGUAGGUAGCAAUAAAGAUUUACGGAAGGAUGAAUAUUAUUUCAAAAAAAGAAUAUAUAAGGAAAGAAAUUUAGAUUUUAUCUACAUUAUUCAUCCCGAUAUUGUUUAAUUGCUUGAUGUUAUUUACACUGAAGUAUAUCUGUAAAUAUUUAGACCUAAUAAUUUGAUCCCAGAAAUUGAGGCAAAGAAUAUCUUUUUUUAAGUUGUCAAAGCAAUUAAUUAUUGCCAUUCUAAAUAUAUAGCAAUACUUCUAUUUAAGUAUAGAUACAUCGAGACAUAAAAUUAGAAAAUAUUUUAAUCAGAGAAGAUAAAAUAAAAUUAAUUGAUUUUGGUUUUAACUCAUUUAUUGAACAUAAGACUAUAUCAUAUUUUGGAACUCCUUAGUAAUCACUUUCUUAAAAUUACUAGAGAUGUGGCCCGAUAUAUUAUAUUAAAAAUGGAUCAUGGAAAACCUGCUGAUAUUUGGUCAUUAGGAAUAUUGCUUUAUGUAAUGUUACAUGGAAAGUUUCCUUUUCAAGGUAAGUAAUAAAAAGAAUAAUUUUCUAAAAUAAAAACAAGUAUCUACUAAUUUAAUGGAAUAACUUAAUAAGCUUAAAAAUUAAUUAAUUAUAUAUUAAGAGUUAGGUCUUAUGUGA